UACAAACCAAACCCUAAUCACACCUCCUUCUUCAUCAUCUUCUCCAUAUAUUUUUUUUUCCUCUCUGUUGACUCAACCAAAAACUAUACUAUAUCACUCUUCCUGUUUACUCGCCUCUCUCCGAUCUAUAUAUAAUUCACUUUCUUCUUACUUCAGUUUUGGUCGGUUCAUUUUUUUUUCUUGGUUUGAGUUAUGGCCAACCGGUGGUGGACCGGGUCCGUCGGUCUUGAGAACUCGGGUGACUCGAUGAGGAAACCGGAUCUGGGAUUUUCCAUGAACGAGAGUGCGGUGACUGCGAACCACGCGGGGGAAGAAGAGGAGGAGAAAGAAAACAGCGACGAGCCCAAAGAGGGAGCUAUUGACGUGGCCAGCACGCGCCGCCCGAGGGGUCGUCCACCGGGCUCAAAGAACAAGCCCAAACCGCCGAUAUUCGUCACCCGAGACAGCCCCAACGCGAUGCGAAGCCACGUCAUGGAGAUUGCCAGCGGCGCCGACAUCGCCGACUGCGUGGUCCAGUUCGCGCGGAGGCGCCAGCGCGGCGUGUCCAUUCUCAGCGGCAGCGGGGCCGUCGUGAACGUUACUCUCCGCCAGCCCACGGCUCCUGGCGCCGUCAUGGCUCUCCACGGCCGCUUCGAUAUCCUUUCCCUCACCGGCUCGUUUCUCCCCGGACCUUCCCCUCCCGGUGCCACCGGUCUCACCAUCUAUCUGGCAGGAGGCCAGGGACAGAUCGUUGGCGGCGGGGUGGUGGGCCCACUGGUGGCGGCUGGUCCAGUUUUGAUAAUGGCGGCUACGUUUUCCAAUGCAACUUACGAGAGAUUGCCCUUGGAGGAGGAUGAUCAGGAGCAGGGUGGUGGCGGCGGGUCUCCGCCGGGGAUGGGAGGCGGUCCUGGCGAAGCUUCGUCGUCAAUUUCGGUGUAUAAUAAUAAUGUUCCUCCGAAUCUGGAUCUUCCAAACGAGCAACAGGUGAACCAUGAAGCUUAUUCUUCUCCUUGGGGUCAUGCUCCUCAUGCCAGACCUCCUUUCUAAAGAUGAACAUGGAUUUUCUCAAAUCAAUCAAACACUAUAUUACUCUUCAGAAGGAUCAUAUAUGAGUCUUACUUAGUUCAGCCAGUUAAUUAAUUACCUUCUAGACUUUAUUUAAAUAUAAGAAUAAUAUUAAUAUUAAUAUUAA
Vigna umbellata (rice bean) is the source of this 1171-nucleotide messenger RNA. NCBI's taxonomy places the organism in Eukaryota, Viridiplantae, Streptophyta, Magnoliopsida, Fabales, Fabaceae. The record is from RefSeq and is a predicted model, not a curated record.